GGCUUUGCGCCGAGCUGCGGGCAGGGCCGAGGCCUCGGGGCGGUCGGUGCGGGCGUAGGGCUCCCGUUGGUGCUGGCGGCUGAAAUAAACGUAGGGCGGCGCGGCCGGGCGCUGGGCAGGGAGCUGAGCAACCCCCCUGCACCCGGGGGCCCUGCUGGGGAUACGCCAGUGCUGAGGAGCCGGGGGAGCGAGGCCAGGCACGGAGCUGGGGCCGCGAGCGAAGGAGAAGGGAUGGGCUGAGUUCUGCAAGAGCUGCCCGCCCCGCGAUCCCUUCUCUUGGCUUGUUUUUUUUUUUUUUGGUAACGUAACCUGGUUCAGUUUCUGGAGGAGUUGUUAGCAAGCAAACGGAGGUUUAAGGUGCUGCGAGCAGGCUGCCCCUCGGCCGGUGCGGGCGGCGUGAGGAGCUGCUGGUGAGAAGGGAGCGGGGCUCGCUCUGCACGGAACGGGGUCUGUGAACGGAGCGGCCUGGGGAGCGCGAGGCUGGGCCUGGACUUUCCUCCUCCCCCGUGUCCAUAAGUUAUUUCAGGGUGAAGUAGUAGGAAAAAGAAGGUUUGGGCGUCAGAGUUGUUGGAAGGAAACGCCAACAAAAGGACUCUUGGGUGGCUUCUGGCAAGUCUACCAGCUCGAGUAGCGAACUCCGAGACCUGACGCUGGAAGUUUGGCUCCCCUGGCACAAGAGCCGUCCGCGAAACUCUCUGUGGGAGCCUAGGUGGUGGUGUCGGGUGGUUUAUUUAAAAAGCCAAGGAGAAAAGGGGAUAGAAGACUUCGUAACAGUUCUUGCUUGGCUGCUGUGCUCAAAUCGCCGCGCCAGAGCGGAUACAAGCGAGACCCGCAGAGCUCCUCGUGCAGGGCCGAGCGCUGGGCACGGCGUGCCGGCGGCGGGCGAAGAUGGCGGCCUUCAAGCGCAGCCGCGCGCAGGCCUGGCCGGAGGAGCGGGGCGACCGGGAGCACGGGCUCUACAGCCUGCACCGCAUGUUCGACAUCGUGGGCACCCACCUGACCCACCGCGACGUGCGCGUGCUCUCCUUCCUCUUCGUGGACGUCAUCGACGACUACGAGAGGGGGAUGAUCCGCAGCGGCCGGGACUUCUUGCUGGCGCUGGAGCGGCAGGGCCGCUGCGACGAGACCAACUUCCGGCAGGUGCUGCAGCUGCUGCGCAUCAUCACGCGCCACGACCUGCUGCCCUACGUCACCCUCAAGCGGCGACGGGCCGUGUGUCCGGACCUGGUGGACAAGUACCUGGAGGAGACAUCCAUCCGCUACGUGACGCCCCGGGCUCACAGCGACGCGGAGCACGGCCUCGGCCACCCCCACAAAUCAGUGCCUCCCCACCACCCCGUGGUCUGCUGCUCCUCGGCGGGGCCGCAGAUCUGCACCAAGAGGCCCGGCCGCGGCAGGGCCCCGCUCAGCAGCCAGCGCAAGCGGAGGAAGUCGGUGACGCCGGACCCGAAGGAGAAGCAGACCUGUGACAUCCGCCUGCGAGUCCGAGCCGAGUACUGCCAGCACGAGACGGCGCUUCAGGGCAACGUCUUCUCCAACAAGCAGGACCCCCUGGAGCGCCAGUUCGAGCGCUUCAACCAGGCCAACACCAUCCUCAAGUCCCGGGACCUGGGCUCCAUCAUCUGUGACAUAAAGUUCUCAGAGCUCACCUACCUCGACGCGUUCUGGCGCGACUACAUCAACGGCUCGUUGCUGGAGGCCCUCAAGGGCGUCUUCAUCACGGACUCGCUCAAGCAAGCCGUGGGCCACGAAGCCAUCAAACUGCUGGUCAAUGUGGACGAGGAGGACUACGAGGUCGGGCGCCAGAAACUCCUGAGGAACUUGAUGCUGCAGACGGCCCCCUGACGCCCGGCAGCUGGUGGGAUCCGAGCUUUUCUUCUCUAUUUUUUGUUUUUCUAAAAGAAAAGGAAAAGAUCAUUUACUCCCCGGCUGGACUCCCGCCUGGCUGGGUGCGGCCAUGGGGCCCGGCGCGGUGCGAGGAGCCGGGCCGGAGCCGGGAGCCGCGGGGAGCGCCGGAGGCUUACGUGUUCUCACCCCUUUCCUGUCCUGUCACCUUCUCUCUUGCUUCGUUUCCUUUUUCUCUUUUAUUUUGUAUCCAUUAAAAGAAAAAAAAAGGCGAAAA
Messenger RNA from Cygnus atratus (black swan), 2122 nucleotides. It is a transcript of the gene DEDD, whose product is annotated as death effector domain containing. Gene Ontology annotation, cellular component: nucleolus. Bases 889 to 1845 code for a protein of 318 amino acids. Gene Ontology annotation, molecular function: protein binding; DNA binding. The transcript is spliced from 5 exons. Gene Ontology annotation, biological process: extrinsic apoptotic signaling pathway via death domain receptors; apoptotic process; regulation of apoptotic process. The record is from RefSeq and is a predicted model, not a curated record. NCBI's taxonomy places the organism in Eukaryota, Metazoa, Chordata, Aves, Anseriformes, Anatidae.